CGGCCGCACACGUCGCCCGCACACCGUUCCGUCGCGGUAACCGACCGCGCGACGCAACCAGUACCGACAGACGCUGAUCAGCGUAUCUGUUCACGGAUGUUUUUUUUCCUCCGCCCGUUACCCGAGUCCGUCUCGCAGUGUAGUACGCGCCCCGCGCAAGUGCGUCGUCCCAGUGCGUCUACCGUUCGUUUACCGCCACCGCAUUCUUUCGGCGGUUUUUUUUUUCCAACUCUCCGCCGAAUAUGCAUUUCAAUAAGUUCUAUCGGUAUUCCAUCGUCGUUCGGCCCGGACGGUAAUUAUUAUGACUUGACGAAGUGUGCGCGAGUGCCUUUUUUUUUUUUCUUCCGCCCGUCACCUCUACCCGGUAGCUUUGCUCCGUCGCUGUGGCGUGCGCACAUCUAUCAUCGGUUUUCCCGACGUCCGACGUCGUAGCACGCGAUUAGCAUAAUGUCGAGCGGAAGCAGCGGCGCGAAAUCGGCUUCCGUCGGCGGCGAGGGUGUGAAGCCCGGCGUGGGCUCGGCGUUCGUACCGGUCAUGCCGUCCAGCGGAUCGUUUUACGGGCAUCCGUCGAUCGCGUCAAUCCCGACCCCGUCGUCGGCCGACUUCUUCGCCGCUUCCAUGAUGGCCGACAAACACAAGGCACUCCAACACCACCAUCUGUCGCUCCAGCAACAGCAGCGACAGCAACAGCGGUCGCCAGGCAUGUACGUGCCCAAACACAAAACGCAGCAACAGCAGCAGCAGCAACAACAACAGCAACAGUCUUCGUCGUCGACGAACGCUGCCGCUGCUGCCGCGGCCGCUGCCGUGUCGCUGCUCCACCAGCAACAGCAGAACGAGCUGAUGGCCAUGGCACUGGACAAGAACAAGGUGUUACAAGCAGUCAUGCAUCAGCGUGGCUACCCGCAUCCGUUCUUGUUGAACCCUGGCGGUCAGUACGGAGGCCAACCGCCACCCUCAUUAUUCGGCGGACCGACUUCGGGCGCCGGUCCAGCCGCGUACGGCUCAACGGCUGCCCGGCCACGAGUCUCUGCUGUUGGCGCUGGUGCUGGCAUCGGCCGUGCUUCCCGUCCUAAAAAGCAAUUUAUUUGCCGGUUUUGCAACCGACAGUUUACCAAAAGCUACAACCUGUUGAUACACGAGCGGACGCAUACGGACGAGAGACCGUACUCCUGUGACAUUUGUAAAAAAGCGUUCCGGAGACAAGACCACCUGCGCGAUCACAAGUACAUUCAUUCCAAGGAGAAGCCGUUCAAGUGCACGGAAUGCGGCAAGGGAUUCUGUCAGUCGCGCACGCUGGCCGUGCACAAGAUACUGCACCUGGAGGAGUCGCCACACAAGUGCCCGGUGUGCAAGCGCAGCUUCAACCAGCGCAGCAACCUCAAGACGCACUUGCUCACGCACACGGACCACAAGCCGUACGAAUGUUACUCGUGCAACAAGGUGUUCCGGCGGAACUGCGACCUGCGCCGGCACACGCUCACGCACGCGGUCGGCGAUGCGCCCGCGGGCACAGCGGGCGGACCGAUGGGCGGCGGCGCGUCGUCGUCGUCCGCGUCCCCGUCGGCCAGCGGCGGUGCUGUUCCGCGGUCGGCGGACGGCGACGACGAUUGCGAGGACGACGACGACGACGACGACGACGAACUGUGCUCAAUGCUGCGGGCACCGCCCGGCCUUAGCCGUCGACAAACAGGCGACGAGGACGACGACGUGGACGAUGACGAAGACGAAGAGGUGGACGUGGACGAAGAGGACGUGGCGGCUGCCGCAGCCGCCUCCGCCGCCGUCGCUAGCACUUCGUCCGACUCCGCGACCGCCGUUUCCGGUGGAUCGUCUUCGUUGUCCAGCUCCGUCACGGCCUCCGUGAAACAAGAACAACCUUCGACUUCGUCAUCGUCCGCCGCCACGGCAACCACUACAGCCGCAGCCGCCGCCGCCGUAGAAGAAGACGACGAGGAAGACACCGGACAAAUAUCGCUGUUCCGACGGGCAGCCGUCCCGCGCGCCGCGGUACACGAAACCAAGUGCCACGACGAGUCAUCCGCGUACACAAUGCGCCCGUCGUCCAAUCACCAUCGCCAACACCAUCUCUUUAACCUCCACCAUCAGCAACAACAGUCACAACAUCAGUUGUUCCUCCAACCACCUCACCACCCACACCAUCAUAGGCAGCAUCAGCAGCAACAGCAUCACUCGAUAUUGAACGUCAGAAGGGAUUUAUACCAUGACCGUUCGACGAGGAUGAUGGUGCCUCCACCACCACCGCCACCACCGACCGCGUACCAACCGUUACAGUUUCAGCCAACGACCGCCGCGCCAGUUGCACCGGUCGUGGCCGGGCCACCGCCGCAACCACCGCCCAACCAAAACAACGGACAGCCACCGCCGCCCAAGCGCAAAGGAUUCAGCAUCGACGAACUGAUGAGUUAACACGAGACCGUUCAUCCGUCGAUUGCCGAUCGAGGAGAAAAUAAAAAGUUGAAAACGUCAUCUUCACUUCGGGUGAUAACUGACAUUUUAGUAGCCUGUAACCUAUAGAUAUUAAUUGUGUAUGAUCAAUAUAGUAUUAUUAAAUUUCGUAGUACCAGUCAGGCAUUUAAACGUCCAAUGCUAGGGAUCAGAUCUCGAAGGCUCGUGACAGCACAUUUGUAUUAUAUAAAAACCAAACCAAUCAAGCCUUAUUCUAAUGGUUUUAUUUUUAUUUGAUUUUCUAAUGUAAUUUAUAUAUAAAAAAUAUUUAAUUAGACAU
Molecule: messenger RNA, 2749 nt
Organism: Sipha flava (yellow sugarcane aphid)
Lineage: Eukaryota; Metazoa; Arthropoda; Insecta; Hemiptera; Aphididae
Product: protein bowel-like
Exons: 3
Coding region: 448-2430 (660 amino acids)
Biological process (GO): embryonic pattern specification; embryo development; regulation of transcription by RNA polymerase II
Cellular component (GO): nucleus
Molecular function (GO): DNA-binding transcription factor activity, RNA polymerase II-specific; RNA polymerase II transcription regulatory region sequence-specific DNA binding
Source: RefSeq, a predicted model, not a curated record